AUGCUCCUGUCAGGGAUAGUGUUUCUGGCCAGUACAUCAACAAACUCUUCUGCUUUCCUGUAUCAGCUACGAUUUGGUGGAAAUGAGAAAACCACAAAAUUUCCAAUAAAAGCAUCACAUUAUCAGUAUGCUCUCUUCUGUUAUCCAUCUCACGGUCCAAUAUUUGGUAAUGGCCAUGACAUAUGCACUUUCUCAAACACAGUGAACAGCUCGGGCACAAAUUUUGCUCUAAAUGGUUACGCAAAGUUUGGGAGCACUUACGACACCAAGGAUUUAACUGCAAACGAUAUCAAUAAUGGCAAUUUGAACGUCACGGAGCUAGAGGUCUACAAAGUUGAAUAUGGGACAAGACCAAGCAAAGUCAAGAAGGAGGACAUGAAACCAUGGCGAAUGACUAAAUGCUGGAAUGAACUGUUUCUGAACGAGCUAACAAAAGAAAUUGUUUCCUUCAACCAAUCCCUGACCUAAAGGUGAAAGAUGCCCGUAUUUUAAUUAUUGGUCCUGUUGGUGCCGGGAAGUCGAGUUUUUU
Messenger RNA from Ruditapes philippinarum (Manila clam), 529 nucleotides. RefSeq lists its product as uncharacterized. The record is from RefSeq and is a predicted model, not a curated record. The transcript has 3 exons. Bases 1 to 468 code for a protein of 155 amino acids. NCBI's taxonomy places the organism in Eukaryota, Metazoa, Mollusca, Bivalvia, Venerida, Veneridae.